Lactuca saligna is the source of this 540-nucleotide messenger RNA. The record is from the annotation of a GenBank genome assembly. Lineage: Eukaryota; Viridiplantae; Streptophyta; Magnoliopsida; Asterales; Asteraceae.
AUGGAAUGGGUGUCAUAUCCUUCCCCGAAAGACGAUCAGGUGGUACCACACACCCCUGAGACAGAUGAUGAGGAAUACGACCCAUGGAUUCCUAUACCGCCUUCACUUCUGGAUGUAAAGGAUGCGAAACCUUUCGAGGAGGAUGAGGAGCCCUUCGAAGAGGAGAAGGAGGAGGAGCCAUUUGAGGAUGAGGAGCUUGAUAAGGAGUUUGGAGGAGGUCCAAUGGAUAUCUCAUCAUAUCCAAAAUCAUCAUCCCAUGAUGAUCCAGUUGAGCAUGCAGAGACUCAAGAGGAGGAGCUUACCGAGUUAGAAUCCCUCCUAGAAGAGGCGAUCCCCAUCCUAUCGUUGAAGAAAGAGGCAUCAUCUCCUUCUCACCUAGGCCAUCCAAAAAGCCGAACCCCACCCACAAAUAGAUUCCCCAAGUGGAAGAGUAGAUUAGGGAGGAGGACAUUGGAUUUUAUAAGGUUGGAGAAUCCUCCCAGGCACUUUUGUGCGAUCCCAUUCCAUAGGAUCCCACAGAUAGAGCGAUCUCGGUGUUAG